Myxocyprinus asiaticus (Chinese sucker) is the source of this 4024-nucleotide messenger RNA. Its product is annotated as nuclear factor 7, ovary-like. The record is from RefSeq and is a predicted model, not a curated record. The coding region runs from base 1031 to 2269 and encodes 412 amino acids. The transcript is spliced from 6 exons. Lineage: Eukaryota; Metazoa; Chordata; Actinopteri; Cypriniformes; Catostomidae. Gene Ontology annotation, molecular function: protein binding; zinc ion binding.
UUCUAUAUUGUGUGUAUUGUAUACUGCAUAUUGUAUAUUAUUAUUUAUAUAUUGUGUUAUGUGUAAUUAUGUGUAUAUUAGAUAUGUAAAUUGUGAUGUGUAAAUCUGAUGUUUAUUGUAAAUUGGUAUAUGUCUCAUCACUGUCACGACUGCUAUGUUGCUCGGAACUGCACCCAAGAAUUUCACACACCAUUGCACUUGUGUAUACGGUUGUGUGACAAUAUAAAGUUAAGAAGUGAAGUAAGUUCCACUGGUGAAACUGAAUUAAACAGUCAUUUUAAUUGGCAAUAAUGACAACAGCUCUGCUCAUAAAGCUUAAUAGGAUGGAAAAUGCUAAAGUGGCAUUUGAGCAAUUAGAGGAUCUCUUUUAAUAAACUGUGCAUUUUCCUCUCUCACUAUUAUAGAUCUUAUUCACAGCAGCGUUAUCUUUGAUUUUUAAUAGGAAUGACAUAGAGGCUGUGAGGGAUAGACUUACAGUCUCUUCAGUGGGCUGUACUGCAGUUUAAAGUGUUUUUGGAUUGUUCCACAGACAAAACACUGAUAAAAUAUCUGUCCAAGAACAUUCAGUAUACAAAGAACUCCAGACAACAUGAGUUGUGGAAAAUCAGAUGUAAUCUAUGAGCUUUAUACAGCUUUAUACCGUUCGUGCCAUUGAAGAUAUAGUAAGUCUAUUCCUCACAGCCUCGAUGUCAUGCCCAUUAAAAAUGGGAAUGAAAGAUGGCGCUAGCAUGAAUAAGGUCUAUUCCUGUACUUUUGUGUUGUGUCUGUUUUUAUUUAUUUAUAUAUUUAUUUUUGUUAAGAUUUAGUGUCUGUUUUGAGCCUUUAGGCGAAUUCCAAACAGUGUUUUUGCACUCUUGAAGGGCACUGCGGGAAGUGGACACCACAGGAAGCGGUGUUCCAAAUGAAAGUGAGCAACUCAAGCCCUCCACGAAAGGCUCUUCCUCUAGCAAAGGGUACAUGCGAGGGUCACUUCAAGGAAGUAAUUUUACCAUUUAUGAUCACAUGACCCUGGGUGGUGUGUCCUCGGUAUAUGUGUCCCGUCUGCAGGAGAAGAUCUUCAAGAGAAGAACCUCCUCAUAAUCUGGUGUUGAAGAACUUAUGUGACUUGUUUGUGAAGGAGAGAAAUGAGAAGGAGAUCUGCAGUUUACACAGAGAGAAACUCAAACUCUUCUGUCUGGACGAUAGACAGCCUGUGUGUUUCGUGUGCAGAGAUUCAGAGAAACACGUCAAUCACAAAUUCAGACCCAUCAGUGAAGUUCUUCCAUCUUACAAGGAGGAACUCAAUACUGCACUGAAGUCUUUACAAAAGAAACUGAAACACAUUGAAUACAUUAAAGAAGAGUUUGAUAAAGCAGUUCAACACAUCAAGACUCAAGUUGAGCACACAGAGCGUCAGAUUAAAGAGGAGUUUAAGAAGCUUCAUGAGUUUCUCCGAGAUGAAGAGGAAGCUACAAUCACUGCACUGAGAGAGGAAGAGGAGCAGAAGAGUCAGAUGAUGAAGGAGAAGCUUGAGGAGAUGAACACACACAUCUCAGCUCUUUCACACACAAUCAAAGACAUGGAGGAAAUGAUGAAAGCCAAUGAUGAUCUGUCAUUUCUAAAGAACUUUAAAGUGACAAUGGAAAGAGCCCAGAGAUCACAGCCGGAUCCACAGAUGACUUCUGGAGCUUUCAUUCAUGUGCCACAUUACUUGGGCAACCUGACAUUCAGAGACUGGAAGAAGAUGCAAGACAUUGUCCACAAGACUCCUGUGAUUCUGGAUCCAAACACUGCACAUCCACAUCUGAUCCUGUCUGAUGAUCUGACCAGUGUGAGAAACAGUGAGAACAUUCAACCGAUUCCAGAUAAUCCAGAGAGAUUUAACUGGUUUGAGUGUGUUCUGGGUUCAGAGGGUUUUAAUUCGGGAACACACUGCUGGGAUGUGGAGGUUAAAGACAAUAGAUGCUGGAUUGUUGGAAUAACUACAAAAUCAAACAAGAGGAAGGGAUAUGAUUUCUUUAACACUGAUGUCUGGAGUGUGGAGUAUGAUGAGUUUGGAUCAUUCCCACUAUACCUCAGAUAUUCCUCCACUGUGUUUCCUGUCACACAGAAUCUUGAGCAUGUGAGAGUUCAUCUGGAUUAUGACGGAGGAAAAGUGUCAUUCUCUGAUCUUGUAACUAACACACAUCUACACACAUUCACACACACAUUCACACAUACACUCUUGCCAUUCUUCUGGAGUUAUGAUUUCAUAUUCCCUCUGAGGAUUUUACCAAUAAAGUGUUUGUAAUAACAGAAAAUCAAAGUAAUAUCUGAUUUUAUUAUUAUUUCAGUUUAUUUCAGGUUAAAUAUGUAAACCAUAAUCCAACACACUGUAGACUACACAACUCACAUCUCAACAAAUAAGAUUGUGUAUUACCAUACAAGAUUUCUUAAAUCUCAUUUAUGUCAUUUCAUUUAUGUGCUCGUAACUCGUAAUUAUGAUAUUUCCGACUCUACUUGAAGACUGUGCAUCUGUCAAGCUAGUAGAACAGAAGGAAAGGAUAUGAUAAACAUAUUAUUAUUGACAAGAUUUUGACAUUACAACAAAAUACAGAUAUUAAAUAUUCUGUUUUACAAGGAGUACAUUUACAUUUAUGCAUUUGGCAGAUGCUUUUAUCCAAAGUGACUUACAGUGCCCUUAUUACAGGGACAAUCUCCCUGGAGUAACCUGGAGUUAAGUGCCUUGCUCAAGGACACAAUGGUGGUGGCUGUGGGGAUUGAACCAGCAACCUUCUGAUUACCAGUUAUGUGCUUUAGCCCACUACACCACCACCACUCCUACAUCCCAUUAUGGAAAUAAACUGUGUUGUGAAUGUUGAGUUUAAAUGCAGGUUGAUGAAGCUUUAUAGUGAACAUAUAGAUAUAUGUAGUGUGUGUGUGUGAGUGUGUGUGUGUGUGUGUGACUGUGUGUGUGUGUGUGUGUGUGUGUGUUGUGUGAGUGUGUGUGUGUGCGUGUUUGUGUGUGUUGUGUGAGUGUCUGUGUGUGUGUGUGUGUGUGUGUGCGUGUUUGUGUGUUUGUGUGUGUUUGUGUGUGUGUUUGUGUGUGUGCGUGUUUUUGUGUGUGUGUGUGUGUACGUGUGUGUGUGUGUUUUUGUGUGUGUGAGUGUGUGUGUGCGUGCGUGUGUUUGUGCGUGUGUGUGUGUUUGUGUGUGUGUGUGUACGUGUGUGUGUGUUUUUGUGCGUGUGAGUGUGUGUGUGCGUGCGUGUGUGCAUGUGUGUGUUCGUGUGUUUGUGCGUGUGUGUGUGUUUGUGUGUGUGCGUGUGUGUUUUUGUGUGUGUGUGUGUGUGUGCGUGCGUGUGUUUGUGUGUGUGCAUGUGUGUUUGUGUGUACUUAUAGUGAACAUAUAGAUAUAGACACAAAGAGCGUGUGUAUUGAUCUGUGUUUCUACACACAUGCGUUAUCUCAGCAGACAGUGUCUCUCGCUGUCUCCAAGAUUCAGGGUAAACAAAGCUUUAUUGGCCUAACAAAGAUCACAAUUUUGACAAAGUGUUCCAGUACAGGUGUUUGAAAUUGUUAGAAUAGACAAUAUGGUCGAGUGAGAGUGUUAGAUUUCAUUUCAGGGAUCUAAGAGCGGCUUGCAAGAAAUGUGUCUUACAUGUGAACAGUCCAGACAAACUCAGAGCCAUUUAAAGCAAACUGAACUGAGAAGCUAAAGUGAACCAUCUCAGGAGGUUUUCUGAAUGCGAUUCCCUUAUAGUCAUAGUGUAAAUGCUUUUGUAUUGUUUAUUGUGAACACGAAUCGCUCCAGAUUCACUUUAUUUACACAUUAACAAACUUUCAUUAGGCAUUUAACUGAGAUCCUAUCACAACUAAAAGGGACCAGAAAGAGAUCUGAGUCCACUUUCAGGACCAGGGACAGUGUGAAUGCAAAGUGAACUGGAUUCUGUUUUCACUUUAUUUGUUCUUUUGUUUGUUUUUUGGUUGGUUCACUUUUUAGUCCACUCAAAGCAGUCUGAGUUUUGUUCUUAUAACUAAAGAUGUCUGUUUAUGAAUAAAAUGAUG